GAAAACAAUCAGGAAACCAAGCGCAGCCAUGAAGGUAUUGGUGCUGUUGGUCGUGAUCUGUGGUGCUAUGGCACAUCUCUGCCUGUUGUCACCUCUGCAGCGUGGCACUAUGAAUGGCAUUAACACAGCAGGGGCCACAGACUGUCUGUUAACCACAGGGCCAUGUGGAGGUCGUCAACCACAUGGUUACCCCCCUCUCGCUUUCAAAGCUGGGAGCAAUCAGACUGUGAUUUUCCAGAAGAAUCUUGACCACUACAACAAAACAACACCAGGUUAUUUCUCCAUAUCCUUUGGUCCAGCCCAGAUAGCCUUAAAAGAAUUCAGUAGGGUCCCAGACAGAGGAGAACCUAGCCUAUAUGUAUACACAGUCAAUGUCACUAUACCAAAAAAACCAGAUCCAUUCCAUACAAUACAAGUGGUCUAUGUGACAAACAACACUGCAGCGCCACCUAUGUUCUAUCAAUGUGCUGAUUUCCAAAUAAAUUAGAUAAUACCAAUGA
Molecule: messenger RNA, 500 nt
Organism: Owenia fusiformis
Lineage: Eukaryota; Metazoa; Annelida; Polychaeta; Sabellida; Oweniidae
Source: the annotation of a GenBank genome assembly